Molecule: messenger RNA, 1976 nt
Organism: Hydra vulgaris (swiftwater hydra)
Lineage: Eukaryota; Metazoa; Cnidaria; Hydrozoa; Anthoathecata; Hydridae
Product: serine/threonine-protein kinase 3/4
Biological process (GO): intracellular signal transduction; regulation of MAPK cascade; protein tetramerization
Cellular component (GO): cytoplasm
Molecular function (GO): protein serine/threonine kinase activity; ATP binding
Source: RefSeq, a predicted model, not a curated record
GUAUGUCUCGUACCGUAAAGGAGCAUCGACUUUUUACGUCAUGAUUAUAAAAACAUUCCAAAUUACACGGGUUAGUUCUUGUUAUUAUGAAAUUUAAUAUUUACGAGAUUUUAAUGUUGUUCUUUGGAAAAGGUUCUUCUAAAAAUGUCUCGCAGUUUAAAGAAAUUGAGCGAAGAAAGCUUGAAUCGGCCAGCAGAAGAAGUGUUUGAUCUUUUGGCAAAACUUGGUGAAGGAGCUUAUGGAUCUGUGUACAAAGCUAUGCAUAAAGAAAGUGGAGAGGUUCUGGCUAUAAAGCAAGUUCCUGUUGAUACAGACCUUCAAGAAAUCAUAAAAGAAAUAAGCAUCAUGCAGCAGUGUGACAGCCCAUAUGUUGUGAAGUAUUUUGGAAGUUAUUUCAAAAACACAGAUUUAUGGAUUGUAAUGGAAUAUUGUGGAGCUGGUUCUGUAUCAGACUGCAUGCGUCUUCGAAAUAAAACAUUAACUGAAGAUGAAAUUGCUUGCAUCUGUCGAGACACAUUAAAAGGAUUAGAGUAUUUACAUCUGAGAAGAAAAAUCCAUAGAGAUAUUAAGGCUGGAAAUAUUCUUCUAAACACAGAGGGUCAUUCAAAAUUAGCUGAUUUUGGUGUUGCUGGUCAGUUGACUGAUACAAUGGCUAAACGGAACACAGUCAUUGGAACUCCAUUCUGGAUGGCUCCUGAAGUUAUACAAGAGAUAGGAUAUGAUUGUAAAGCUGAUAUUUGGUCAUUGGGAAUUACACUAUUGGAAAUGGCAGAAGGCAAGCCACCACAUGCGGAUAUUCAUCCUAUGAGAGCAAUAUUUAUGAUUCCUACAAAACCUCCUCCAACUUUUAAACAUCCUGAAAAGUGGUCUAAAGAUAUGAUUGAUUUUGUUUCAAAAUGUCUUGUAAAAAACCCCGAUGAUAGAUUGUCUGCUACAGCUCUUCUCCAGCACCCAUUCAUUAAAAACUCAAAACCAGUAGAAGUGUUAGCACAAAUGUUAAGUGAUGCAAUGCGCAUUCGUGAAGAAGAAGUUGAAAAAAAUAAUGGAAAUGAUGAUGAAGAUGGAAUUGAUGACAAUGAUCAGGAUAUCUUUGUGACAGCUCACACAGACACUAUUAUGGCAAAUCAAGAUAUGGGGACUAUGAUAUUGAACAAUGAUAUUGAUUCCAAUGAUGGUACAAUGAUUAUAAAUAGUGGUACAAUGAUUGGUCACGAAAUGGAUACAAUGAUUACAAUUAACUCUGGUACUAUGAUUGAAAACAUGGGAACUAUGGUCAUUAAUGAUGGGGAUGAUUGUACAAUGAAAAGUUUGGAAUCAAGUACAGGAAAAUCAACACAAUAUAGACCGGCAUAUCUUGAACAUUUUGAGAAAUUAGAACUUCAAAAUCAAAGAAAUAUAGUAGGAAAUAAAAGAGUCAAUGAAAAUAUGCUUAAAGGGUCAGAUCCAAAUGUACCAGGGAAACUUUUAGGACCAAUUGAUUUUGAAUUUUUAAAGAAUCUUUCAUUUGAAGAACUUCAACAGAGAAUGAGUUCGCUUGAUACGGAUAUGGAAAGAGAAAUAGAAGAUUUACGUAGACGUUACCAAGUCAAACGUCACCCUAUUAUUGAAGCCAUGGAAGUAAAGAAACGCAGGCAAGCAAAUUUUUAAAUGUAGAAUCCUUAAGUCGCGGCAGCUUUAUGCAGGUCGUACUAAGUACCAAUUCCAAGUAAUAAAUAUCAAAUCAUAAUGAUACAAAAGAAAAACUUGGAAAUAGUCGGCGAAUAAAGAAGUUAUUGAAGCCAUUAGGAUUCCAUAUUUUGACCCACGUUUGAUGUUAAAUUAUUUUAUUGCACUCUAAGUGAAUUUUUAAAUGAAAAGUCAGCAGCAGAUCAUUUCAGUGUUGAUUAUUAAAAUCAACCUUCGAUGUCAGCUAAAACUAGUAAGAGAUAUUUUUAUAUAAGCAAUUUCAAUAUUUGUUAACAAUUUAAAUUUUAUUA